AUGAUGCCUGAAUCUGAUAGCUGUCGUUUCGAAACAGUAGCUGAAUUGGAUGCAGGUUCGUCCGAACUCGGAUUACUACCAGAAUAUAUUCAAAAACUGAAAUUAGUGACAUUAGGCUCACCAAUUGAAAUUGAAUCACCACUCGAUGGAAAGAAGACGAAGGUAGCUGUCUUUGAACCUGUAAUAAUUGAUUUUUGUGGAAAACAAAUAGCAGUGCCAGUCUAUGAACUUAAACAUACGUCUCGAGCAUUAUUAGGUUUGAAACCAGCUCAACGAUUAAAAAUCGAUGUAGAUUGGAUUCAUUCUAAGGUUAUCUUACCAAGCACUGCAUAUAGUCACAAGGCCUAUAUUGUUGCUCCACAGGAUCUAUUUAAUCUGUUUGGAUCCGAUGGUCAUACGAUUGAAGCUUUACAACGGCAACACAAGGGAAACUAUAAUAACAUUACAGAUGGUUCAGCAGCUAUUCAGGCAAUCUGUCCAAGUCUUACUCCAGCACCUGAAGAAGAACGAUCAUGA
Molecule: messenger RNA, 516 nt
Organism: Rotaria sordida
Lineage: Eukaryota; Metazoa; Rotifera; Eurotatoria; Philodinida; Philodinidae
Source: the annotation of a GenBank genome assembly